AUGGAACGGUCAGUUGCAUGUACAAUGAAGCAUAACACCACAAAAUCAACAUGCAGUUUCGGUUUUCUUGUUUUAGAUUUAAACUUGAAGACAACACCAAUACUUUUAAGACCAAUAAUGGGAGCACAGAUACGUCACUUUCAGCCAUGUCAAAGGGAAUGGGUUAUCCGUAUUCCGGAUCGUUAUGUAUCUAACGGAGCAGUAGCUCGGAAGACAAUGGAACUCGGAGAAAUGAAUCUUGAAGUGGAACUUGAAGAUGAAGAUCAAGAAUGUAUACAUCAUUGA
Molecule: messenger RNA, 285 nt
Organism: Brugia pahangi
Lineage: Eukaryota; Metazoa; Nematoda; Chromadorea; Rhabditida; Onchocercidae
Source: the annotation of a GenBank genome assembly